Messenger RNA from Scaptodrosophila lebanonensis, 2407 nucleotides. It is a transcript of the gene Akt, whose product is annotated as RAC serine/threonine-protein kinase. The record is from RefSeq and is a predicted model, not a curated record. NCBI's taxonomy places the organism in Eukaryota, Metazoa, Arthropoda, Insecta, Diptera, Drosophilidae. Gene Ontology annotation, molecular function: protein serine/threonine kinase activity; ATP binding. Bases 575 to 2116 code for a protein of 513 amino acids. The transcript has 7 exons. Gene Ontology annotation, biological process: protein phosphorylation.
AUUUCGAAUUUAGAAGAAUUGUACUAAAAUAAUAGGUCGCCGGUGAGAGCUGGUGCGUAAAACGUUUGAGAAUGUUAAACGCGCUAUUUACAAGCGAGUGUUAUGUGAAUAGUUAAAGUCCUGCCACCGAGACGGUGACCAAGUUUCACUUCCAUAGAAAAAAAGUGAAGCGUAAAAGAGCCAAACUGUAUAAAAAGUGCUUAAUUAUUGUGCAGUGCAUUGAAAAUUGUGUACAAUUAUACUAGCGUUCACGCGUGGACAUUAAUCGGACAUCCAUUUGCAUACUGUUGUUGCCUUUUUCACAGCAGGAGCUACAACAACAAUUGAGACGACUACAGCAACAGCAGCAACAACAACACAUAAGCACUAAGGCCGUGACGUUUCGUUGCUGUCACCAGUUUAGAGCGCCAGCUUUUUACAUUAAAAACAACAGAAGUCUGUAUCAGCCACAGAUUUCGAACAAUCGGAGGGAAUCAACUUUAUAAGGAUCUACUUCCCAUACAUCGCCGCCAACGCCGGCAGCGAUAUCAGAUUACUACACGCCCGAAAUUUUUCCCAAAAUAAAGCGGCGAUCAUGUCAUUAUUGGCAACCUCGCCAUCACGAAUUGAUCCAUUCACAGUGCGACCACAAAUCGUCAAGGAGGGUUGGCUACAGAAACGUGGCGAGCACAUAAAGACCUGGCGCCCACGUUACUUUAUCCUACGCCAUGAUGGAACGCUUAUGGGCUACCGCAGCAGACCAUCAGAUACUACGCAAUCGGAUCAGUUGCUAAACAAUUUUACUGUUCGCGGAUGUCAGAUUAUGACGGUGGAUCGUCCCAAACCAUUUACAUUUAUCAUACGUGGCCUGCAAUGGACGACUGUGAUAGAGCGCACAUUCGCCGUGGAGACCGAAGCGGAGCGCCAACAGUGGACCGAGGCCAUCCGAAAUGUAGCAAGUCGUUUGAGUGAAAUGGGCGAGACGGCCAUGUCCCCAUCAGAGGAAACAGAUGCGGCCGAUGUGGAUAUGGCGGCCAUAGCCGAGGUCGAGCUGUCGGAUAAGUUCUUAGUGCAGGGCACAACGCGCACCGGAAGUGGUGUUAAAAAAGUCACAUUGGAGAACUUUGAGUUCUUGAAGGUGCUCGGCAAAGGCACAUUCGGCAAAGUCAUUCUGUGUCGCGAAAAAGCCACAGCCAAGUUGUAUGCAAUUAAAAUUCUCAAAAAGGAAGUUAUAAUUCAAAAGGACGAGGUAGCACACACACUUACUGAAAGUCGUGUACUCAAGUCUACAAACCAUCCCUUUCUUAUUUCCCUUAAAUAUUCAUUUCAAACCAAUGAUCGCCUGUGUUUUGUCAUGCAAUACGUGAAUGGAGGUGAACUCUUCUGGCAUUUAAGUCAUGAACGCUUCUUUACUGAGGAUCGUACACGAUUUUAUGGGGCCGAGAUCAUAUCCGCAUUGGGUUAUUUGCACUCCCAGGGCAUCAUAUAUCGUGACUUAAAGCUCGAAAAUCUUUUGCUGGACAAAGAUGGACACAUAAAGGUCGCCGAUUUUGGACUGUGUAAAGAGAAUAUUACCGAUGGGCGUACAACGAAAACAUUUUGCGGCACACCGGAAUAUUUAGCGCCGGAAGUAUUAGAUGAUAACGAUUACGGGCAGGCGGUGGAUUGGUGGGGCACUGGUGUAGUUCUAUACGAGAUGAUAUGCGGUCGUCUUCCUUUUUACAAUCGUGACCAUGAUGUGCUCUUCAUGCUUAUUCUCUCCGAGGCUGUUAAAUUUCCACGUAACAUAAGUGAGGAAGCCAAAAGUCUCUUGUCUGGUUUAUUAGCAAAGGAUCCGAAAAAACGUUUAGGUGGUGGUCCAGAUGAUGUUAAAGAAAUACAAGCGCAUCCCUUUUUCGCGAGUAUUAACUGGACAGAUUUAGUCCAAAAGAAGAUAACACCGCCUUUCAAGCCGUCAGUGGAAUCAGAUACAGAUACACGCUAUUUUGACAAGGAGUUUACGGGUGAGAGUGUCGAACUAACGCCACCCGAUUCAACCGGUCCAUUAGGUUCAAUAGCGGAAGAACCACUUUUUCCGCAGUUCAGUUAUCAAGGAGACAUGGCCUCAACAUUUACAAGUCUUCCAUCGAUGCAAUAGAACAAGCUGCAACCUACAAAAAACUAUAUAUAUUCUGCUUCAACUGCUCCAUAGAAAUGGUAAUUACCUACCACACACUCUACCAAUAAGCCCAAAAAACGAUAGUAACUUAUUUUUAAUAAAGGAAAAAAGAAAGAAUAUAAAUCUGAACUAAACUGCGCAUACUUGAGGGCGAUAUAAAAAUAGUUUACUACGUACGAUACAUAUAUACUUAUAUAUACAUUUAAAUAUACAAUUUUAAGGAUAUCAUUUAAAGUGAAUAAUUAAUUAUUAAACAAAAAAGUAAGCAAA